Molecule: messenger RNA, 793 nt
Organism: Symphalangus syndactylus (siamang)
Lineage: Eukaryota; Metazoa; Chordata; Mammalia; Primates; Hylobatidae
Gene: PIGY
Product: phosphatidylinositol glycan anchor biosynthesis class Y
Biological process (GO): GPI anchor biosynthetic process
Cellular component (GO): glycosylphosphatidylinositol-N-acetylglucosaminyltransferase (GPI-GnT) complex
Source: RefSeq, a predicted model, not a curated record
AUGUUUUUGUCUCUUCCUACGUUGACUGUUCUUAUUCCACUGGUUUCUUUAGCAGGACUGUUCUACUCAGCCUCUGUGGAAGAAAACUUCCCACAGGGCUGCACUAGCACAGCCAGCCUUUGCUUUUACAGCCUGCUCUUGCCUAUUACCAUACCAGUGUAUGUAUUCUUCCACCUUUGGACUUGGAUGGGUAUUAAACUCUUCAGGCAUAAUUGAUGCAACUAGAGUCAAUAUGCUGUAUCUGUUAAUGAUAGCUCUUGGGCAUCUAUCUCUGAAAGCUCAAAUGGAUGGAAUUUAGUUUGCGGGAAAGAGGCUUUGCUUUGUGCAUAUCAGGCUUAGGACUGUGGGAGGCUUAAGUUGCAGACGCUUCUUUUAUUGUACUCUUGUUCUGCCCUUUUUUUUUUUGAAGGCUCUGACUUACAACUGCUAUAUCAGAAGAAACAUUUUGACAGUGUCUUGUUGGAGAUGAACGUCCCUAAUUGACAUGUGAUGACUAUCUCUUACUCCGUUCAUCUAAGAGUCAUUGAAAUUUUGUUUUGCUUGUUUGUUUAGCUUCAAGGUCUUUGGUAAAGUCACAUGUUAGGGAUGACUGAAAUAAUUCCAAAGGAGUGAUGUUGGAAUAGUCCCUCUAAGGGAGAGAAAUGCAUUUGAACGAAUGUGAUAUAAAACCACAUAAUCAAAUAGAAACUUCACAUACUUACAAAAAUUGAGUUUGUAAAAUUACCUUCAUUUCUUUGACAUUAAAUGCUUAUAUUAGCAAUAAAGAUGUUGACACUUUCCUAUAAAAAAUAAA